Podarcis lilfordi (Lilford's wall lizard) is the source of this 14258-nucleotide messenger RNA. Lineage: Eukaryota; Metazoa; Chordata; Lepidosauria; Squamata; Lacertidae. The record is from the annotation of a GenBank genome assembly.
GCUGGGGCCGUCGCCGUUGCUAGGGCAGCUUCCUCUCCUUCUUCCUUUCCUCCUCCUCCUUCUCCUCUUGGGGCGGGGCUGAGGGGUGGGAGACGGAGCGAAGGAGCAAAGUGCGGAGGAAAGAGGGAGCGCGCUCCGCCAGGCAUUUGGGUCCAAAGAGGGAAACGGGCAACCGCAGCAGCACCGAAGAAGGAGGAGGAGGAGGCGUCCGAGGUCAGUAGCCCGCGGAUCGCCCAGGCUGCUUUUUCUCCCCCCUCAGGGAAGCUACCCAGCCUGCCUGCAGGCGCCCUCCCCGCCCGGCGUGGCGCUCCUUGUUUUGAUAGCAGGAAGCGCGCGGGGAAAGCAGACGGCAAAGGUGAAACAAAGAAAAGUUUCUCUGCGGGAAACUGUUGCUUCCCCAGCCGAGCCCCACCUGCGUGGGAAGCCCGGUCCCCGCCCGCCUUCCCACGCCCCCCCUCCAGCCUCUCUCCUGCUCGGCUUUUCCCCUUCCUCCGGCAGCCCCUGCUGCUGCUGUUGCAGCUGCUCGGCGCCAUAGUUGCUUAUUGUUCCUACUUCUUUCCGUCCCAGCGCGUCUGAGGCGCGGAUCACGGAUGCCCUCGAGCCUUUUAUUUAGGAACCAGGCGAGGAGCUGGCAGGUCUGAAUCCAGCCCAGUGUUCGCUGAGCUGCAAAGAAGAGGGGACCCGCUCUCUCUUUUCUUUUUUUUACAGAGCGGAAGCAGACCGAGAGAUCUUACUUCAGCAGCAUGCAGCAAGUUUUCUUUGAACCCACCCCCCACACAUGUGGCUUGGUGGUAGAGUUGAGAAAUCUCCCCUUCACUGUCUGUUGUUUUUGUUCUAAUAUUCUUUCAGCUCAUCAGACAUGUGGCAUCCUUCUGUGACUGGAUAUGAAAGAAUUAGUGAAGUAGUGCUUAAAAAAACAAACACCACUCCCCAAACACCCAUUAGUAUGCUAGUUUCUGCAGAAGGGAAGGACUAUAAUCUUCUUUGUGAGUACCAAAGCAGGGGAUGGUAGCUAAACUUCUUUGGUUUAAUUUGAAUCGCAAUUUAAAUUUGUGAUAAUUGUGUAUGCUGCACUUGAAUUGAUCAAUAGCCCAAUGGGAGUACUUGGCAUAUCGAAAGGGUUGCUUAAUAAUGCAAUCUUGUCUGUUUCUGUAGUUAGCAAUCUUGCCAGUUUUAAAACCUGAGUUUUUCCUGUCAUAGGUUUUGCUUGGAGACCAAGAUGGGAACAUAGUAAUUUAUCACCCUUCCACCAAAGACUUCAUGGCAGCAUUACCCAUGAACUAUUCCUCACUCAAAUGGCUUAGAUUAAUAUAUGAAAUUAUGCUGUCAGUCUUAACAAAAAAUUACUACAACAGUAUCUGGAAAACGUUGCCAGUCUUGCAGGAAUGCUUUAGAUUUCCCUUGAAAUUGGUGUUUUGCCUGAGGAGGAAUUUUUGAAUUUCAUUUUGAACAAAAUCUGGUGAUAAUUAUUACCCAAGGAAGAACUACCAAAAUCAAUAUGAUUUUGGCUUUAUGUAAAAUUUCAGUGGUAACUUAAGAAUUACUCAGUUGGCCUGUGGAUGGAGAAAUUGGAAAGCUUGAGACUAAAGCAGUUGAAUAUUAAUGUGAACUCUCACAAUCAUAAAGCAGCAGCACCUUUUUUCUCAAAAAAGGAGGAAAACAAAGUCCAUGAGAGUCAAAAGAUUAUUUUCCAACAAAGGAAAACAUUGUUGUCUUAAUGUCAUCAGCACUAACCGCUCUGUACUAGAAACUAAACUUUAUUCGGAAUUAACCUUGUCAGUUUUCCAAGGAGGAAUGACACACUAUGGCGCUAUACUGACAGUUGCAGAUAGGCGCCUAGAUCUUUUCAGCCUUGUGCAAUUCAUUGUAUCUUCCUGUUAAAAGUGAAAAUAAGUGUAUGGAUUGAUAAACAAGGUUAAAGAGGAGAAGUACAGUUUUCACAAUAAUAGGCUAGCUAGUUUUGCUUAUCUAUGUUUUCAGUCAAGUCUAUGAAAUUUGUCACUAGUGUCAAGAGCUCCAGAAAACAUUUUCCAUAUUUAUAAUGUUUGUGGCUAAGUCAACAUAAACAGAUAUAUGUAGAAAUAAAGCUCGUUAGGAGCAAUUGACAUGUGAAAACGUGCAGAUCAAUUUAGGUUGCAUCUAGAUGGCAGUUUCCUUUUGUGAUUAUUGCAUCAAGUAGCAAAUGGUAGAAAAGGCACCAUAGCCAACAACUAGUGAAAGGGCAUAGUAGCCACUUUUAUCAUAGGCUUUCACAGCAACACAUUUUGAGCAGAUCCCAUUGCAACAACUUCUGAUUACGGGAAUGUCUUGUGAGCCUACCAUGUCAGUGGUGAGCAGGACCAGAGGCAAAAAAUAGAUGGAGCAAUGAAAGUGACUCUUAUCUUUGCACGGUUGGCUUCAUUCCAGUCACAUUAAAGUCAGAAAGGUGUGUAUACAUACACCUAUAGGCUGGGUUUGAGCCCCACAUUGGACGAAAGAUUCCUGCAUUGCAGGCAGCUGGACUAGAUGAUCCUCAUGGUCCCUUCCAACUGUAGAAUUUCAUGAUUCUAUAAUGAUCCCACAUCUAAUGGGUAAAAAGACCAAUCAUGUCAGCUGUAUUGUUACUGACUUUUCCUAGAAGCCUCAUAACUUUAUGUGCCCUUUAAAAUGUUUCUUACCUAAGGGAGGAGGAACUUCAAAGCAGAAUAUCUGUUAACUUUCCUAGAAGCCUUUCUUUCAUCCUUUGUAGAAUGAGAUCAUCCUCCCCAGAGAGAUGUAUAUUCUGCUUGACAGAAUAUGACAUCAAUGCAUUAGCUAACCAAGAUGAGGUAAUGCUUUAGUACUCUGGUGAAGCUAGCUAGUAACUGUUUUGUCCUCCCAAGAGCUUCGAUGCUUCAGUACGUUAGCAUUGGUGUUGUGGAAAAGAAACAAACCGUCAGUGACAGAGCAUAUGUCUGACUGCACAAAAUCAAAACAGAUGUCUGCUGAUGGAUGGGUCUUUUUGUGGCCAAGUUGCUUAAUUUUAACAGACUGUUGAUUUUCAGGUACGGUGGUACCUUGGGUUAAGUACUUAAUUUGUUCUGGAGGUCCGUACUUAACCUGAAACUGUUCUUAACCUGAAGCACUAUUCCUGGGUUAGCGGAGUGUGUAACCUGAAGCGUAUGUAACCUGAAGCGUAUGUAACCCGAGGUACCACUGUAUAAAGUUAUUUUUGAAGCAGUAUUUUUUUUACCCUGUAUUUAACUUUAAACCUGAACAGGUAGCCAAGUGUUGUAAAUUGCUACCCGUUUGCAUUUCCCCUUAGUGGGUUUAUUAAAAAUGCCUAGCUUUUAGCUAAAUUUAUGCUCCUUCAGAAUAAUUAUGCCUCAGGGUUGUAUUCUCCUUGUCUGAGGGAAGUUGGGGGCAGCUCAUUUUUAAUUUUUCUUUAUCUGUUCUCUUGAUACAUGGGAGGCCACAAUUUUAUUUUCCAGAAGCUUUGCUUUCUCCUUGCAUUGAUUGGCAUUAAAAAAUUCUGAUGAUAACACUUUAUCCUUUGUUUACAGAAACAACUAUGGCAGACAUAAACCAUAUUAUGAAAUCCUCACAAACUGUGACAGAUGCAAAAAAAUUCCCUGGUUCUGAAGGGUAAGUGGGGAUUUUGGCUAUUGGUGUUGGUUGGUUCUUUGUGGUGGUCUUUUUCUUCUCUUCUGUAGGCUUCGGCUUUAGUUUAGAUCUCCCUCAAAAUAUAUGGAGUGUCCACCCCCUAAUAUACCCAUUCCUCCCAUGGGCCUGGCACCAACUGAUGGUGAGUUGUGACUCCUCCUUGCCAUUAUCCUACAUGGAAAGACAAGGCAAGCAAACAGCAGUGAAAAUGCAGCAACUCCCUGGACUUAAUCUUAUGUAAAAAUGAGGGGAAAAUACAAGAAGGGUACCAAUCUUAGGAAUGCCACUUGAAUAAGUUGAGAAAGGCAAGUGAUCAAGAAAACAAGUGUAUUAAACAACUAGAACUCUGAUUUUUAAUUCAUAAUGCAUUGAUGGAGUAAUCAUUGAGGGAAAUGCAGAUGAGCUCUCAAUUACAGUGGUACCUCAGGUUACAUACACUUCAGGUUACAGACUCCGCUAACCUAGAAAUAGUGCUUCAGGUUAAGAACUUUGCUUCAGGAUGAGAACAGAAAUCGUGCUCCGGUGGCGUGGCAGCAGCAGGAGGCCCCAUUAGCUAAAGUGGUGCUUCAGGUUAAGAACAGUUUCAGGUAAAGUACAGACCUCUGGAACAAAUUAAGUACUUAACCUGAGGUACCACUGUAAUCGCAAAUAAUCAGUGGAUUUUAUUCAGUGUAGCACUAAUGAGACCAUUCCAGUUCCUCUUCUCCUACAUCACAUUCUCCCCUCAUCUCCCACACAUGCUGUUCUGGAGGUUGUCCCCUAUCUCAGAGCAUAUUUGCAGAAGGAGACGGGGAAGUCCUGUUGUGUUGGCUUCUGCUUGCACAGCCAUGUCAUAGCAUCAUAGAAUUGUAGAAUCGGAAGGGACCCCAAGGGUAAUCUAGUUCAAACCUUUGCAAUUCAGGAAUCACAGCUUAUUAGCUGAAUAUGUCCCAGUAUGUUUUGGUGUUAGGACUAUUAGUUGCUCUUGUAACUAGAAGAUUGCUCCAAAGAAAAAGCAUACACAGGAGAUGUGCUCAUGUACAGUUGUACCUUGGUUGACAAACUUAAUCUAUUCAUGGAGUCCAUUCGACUCCUGAAACUGUUCGAAAACCAAGGCAUGGCUUCUGAUUGGCUGCAGGACCUUCUUGCACUCAAUCAGAAGCUGUGUUGGACAUUCGGCUUUAGAAAAACGUUCGCAAACCAGAACACUCACUUCUGGGUUUGUGGCGUUCGGGAGCCAAAACGUCCGAGUACCAAGGCGUUUGACAACCAAGGUACGACUAUAAUCAGCUAUGUGCCAAAACAACUUGUUUUCAGAGACCUUGCCUGCCCUUUUGUAUUGUUGUGCUUCAUAUUUUAUUGUAAAAUCCAUGCAUAAUGAGGUCUGUAAGAGAGACUAUGCGAAUAAAUUCACAGAAUCGAGGCUAAAAACUCUUGUAACUUUAGUCAUUUUGAGAUCUGUUCAUAGGAUCCUCACUUGGUGUAUACUGGUUUCUUCACCAUCCCACUUUUUCAAAAGCACUCAAAAGCUUAUUUUUAAAAUUCACUUGUACUUUUCAAGGACUACUGUUGUUCCUCUCAGAUUUAAUACAAAAACGACUAGAGCCAAUUUGAUCCCCUCUUACGUGGUUUAUAUUGCAUAGCUAUGAUGUUAGACCCUAUUCCUGUGACUAUAAUCUGUUUUAAUUCUGAAUCUUAAAUUGCUGUAACCUGCCCAGGGAUAUGUUGUUGAAGGGCAGUUAACACAUUAACUAAUAAUAACGAUAAUAGCAGUAUUGCUGUAUAGAAGGUGAAUACAAAAUGCUCAAUGGAGGUCUUGCAGUCAUAAAACCUCUUUUGAGCUUCUUGUGUGAAAAAAUCUUUGCACAUUUCUCUCAUUCUUCCUACAAUGGUUCUGUCAUAUUUAUUUCAUCCCAAACAUCUUGAAUGCAGCUCAGCAGUGCAGGGGAGAGUUUACAUCUCAUUAAUCUAUUUCAUGUGCUCAAAGGAUCAGAUCUGUUCUCAAUUAUCCAGUCUAUCUAAUAGUACAGUGGUACCUCGGGUUAAGUACUUAAUUCGUUCCGGAGGUCUGUUCUUAACCUGAAACUGUUCUUAACCUGAGGUACCACUUUAGCUAAUGGGGCCUCCUGCUGCCGCCGCGCCGCCAGAGCACGAUCUCUGUUCUUAUCCUGAAGCAAAGUUCUUAACCUGAAGCACUAUUUCUGGGUUAGCGGAGUGUGUAACCUGAAGCGUAUGUAACCUGAAGCGUAUGUAACCCAAGGUACCACUGUAAUAAAAACAUGAAAUAUUUUCUUUGUUCCAAUGUAUUUAUUUAAUAGUGGAUAUUUGAGGGAACUGUUUAUAACUAGGUUGUUGUUGUUUUGCUAGCAAUUUCUCAUUCAGAAUUAACAUUCAUGCUGUUCUGAACUUGUGCAAAAUCCAAAAGAUAUCAAAUUUGCAGUAUAAUUGUAUACAUGCAAACUCAGAAGUCCUUUUGAAUUCAUUUGGACUUAUUUGUAGGCAAAUGUGUGUAGGAUUGUAGCCUCAGUCUGCUUUUUAAAUUCAGGAUCAGAAAAUUGAAAAUUUGAGAGAGAGAGUUUAGUUUUACAUUGUGUUUUAUUUUUUCCUUAGGAAGAGCAUCCCUAUUAGCAAAUCUGUGGACUCUGUGAUACCGGCAGAUGAGAGUUACAGAAUGGAUCACCCCGAAAUGGGAAUGUGUCUUUUAGUCAACAAUAAAAACUUCCAUCCAGCUACUGGUAAUUUUUUUUUAAAAAAAAACUUUCUCCCCCUGCCGGUAAGGCUUCCCUCCCUGUAACCUGCUUUAAACUGUCAAAAGUGAAAUAUAUCUACUUUUCAAAGUUGGCUGUUGUAUGCUUAAGGAAGUCCGUAAGUUCAAACAUGCCUAAAUCUGCAUAGGAGAGAGCUGUUGGUCUUAAUAUCAGGAGAGAGGAACUUGUGGCCUCCCAGAUGUUGGCCUCCCAACUUCCAUCAGCCCCAGGCAGCAUGACCAUUUGUCAGAGACGAUGGGAGUUCUAGUCUCAAAACAUGUGGAGGGCCACAUAUUUCCAACACCCCUUUUAAAUAGCAACGUUGUGCUUUAAGCACACAGUUAGGUGACUUCAUUACACCUAAAUGAAGCCUGACAAUAUUGUUCCUUUUCCUUCCAAGCUCGAUACAAUCGUACCUUAGAUCCCGAACACCCUGCGGGUCUAACGUUUUGGCUCCCGAAUGCCGCAAACCCGGAAGUGAAUGUUCCAGUUUGCGAACGUUCUUUGGAACCCGAAUGUCUGAUGGGGCUUCUGUGGCUUCUGAUUGGCUGCAGGAGCUUCCUGGAGACAAUCAGAAGCCGUGCUUUGGUUUCAGAAUGUUUUGAAAGUCGAACAGACUUCCGGAAGGGAUUCUGUUCAGCUUCCGAGGUACGACUGCACAAGGUUUUUUCUAUACAUGUUUUAUUUAUAUACAAGGUUGGUCCUUCCAUGGAUCAGCGGGUGAUGCCAAGUUCAAUUGUUCAUCUGCAAUAAAACCAGUGCACCCAUUGUUUCCAUUCUUUCUGUGUUUACAGGGUGGAAUGUUUUCCAUAAAUCCUGAUAUAUUUCAUAUAGAAACAAGUCUUCAGGCUCCACUGUGCUUUCCCAUAUUUUAUUUUCAUAUAACUGAGCAGAAUUUGCCUGUGGCAUACACUGUUUUCAAAAAUUAAGUCAAUGCAACUUAUUUUCUUUUUUAUCUAAAGGGAUGGCAUAUCGAUCUGGUACAGAUGCAGAUGCUGCGCAUGUUGUAGACACAUUCAGGACCUUGGGGUACACAGUCAAGCCUUAUAAUGAUCUUACAUGUAAGGAGAUUAUUGAAGUUUUGCAUAAUGGUAAGUAGUGAUUUGGUGGAUGAUGUAUUGCCUGCUGUGCCGAAAUAUAAAAUAUAAACUCUUGGGUUUUUGUGUUGUCCGCUCUUCUUAGCAAUGAGGAACUUUGAUAUUAAAUAAUAAUUAGAACACCUGGUGUGGCAGAAGGGUUAAGGGUCCCUUUGUGUAGCAGCUGGCUGCGUGCACACCACUGAGUAGGAGGAUCUGAAAGCAUAGAUUACCAUCAAAAAGUCUGCUCUGACAGUCUUAAGUCAUCUGUUGGAAAUGGGCAAGUCUAGAUACAGUCCCCUCAACAGCUGGAGAUCAGAAUUGACCACCUUGAGGGAAUGCAUAUGUGGACCAGGUCCAUCAUGGAACAAUGUGUUUGCAGGCCCAGCAACAAGGUUUGGAAGUUGUGCCCCAGGUAUUGAAUACAAUCCACCUCCGUGUCUGCUUUCAUGAACUCUCCUUAGGUUAAGAUUUUAAAAUUAUAUUUUAAUUUUGCUUAAGCCUUAAGCAGUGUAAUUGGUAUUUCUAACUUGGAUAACUUCAGAGUCUGAACUGGCAACUAAAAAUAUUCCUUUCUGAUUAGGAAUGUCAAGAUAUAUAUUCUUCACUCAGGAAAAUAUUUCAGUCUAGACACUAAGCUCAUUCUAGAAUAGAAGCCACUUUCAGUCCUGAUUUUGUUACCCUUUCAUUUGUCAGACCCAACUUUCUUUAAAUAUUUCCACUUAUAAUGCUCUCCCACACUACUAUUUGCUUUAAUAAGAUACUUUUCAAUACUCAUUUAUAUAAUAAGCCUGCUAAUAACUGCUGUCACUGCCUCCUACCUAUAAAAAGGAUUCUAUGGCAUAUCAGCAGGAUUUAUCCUUCAGAUAUUAGUAUGGCAAGAGCAGGGCAACGUUGGGGAGAAUGUAACUGCAUUCAAGCCUAAGGUAGCCUUACAGUUGCCACAAAUUCAUAGGAACGUUAAAUUAUCCUGUUACUAUGCUGCUUAUCCCAAAGAAGCUAUAUGAUCGACAAUGCUUGUCUCACUUUGUCUAUUUGUUCGUUUGAGGGAAGCAUUAUUGUGCUUGAAGUUUUGCUAUUGCCUAAAAGUUUCUUGUUGAAAAAAUGUCAAAUGAGUAUUUGGAAUUUCUGAAUACUUAAACAAUGUUUUCCCUCCACCUGGGUUUUUUGAAGCUGCCAAGGAUGAUCACAACAAGAGAAGCAGUUUUGUUUGUGUCUUGUUAAGUCAUGGAGAGGAUGGACUCAUCUAUGGUACAGAUGGUCCUCUGGAGCUAAAAAUGUUAACAAGUCUCUUCAGAGGAGACAGAUGCAAGUCCUUGGCAGGAAAGCCAAAGCUCUUCUUUAUUCAGGUAAUUGUGCAAAAUUGAACAGAUGACAAUACUGUGAAGACUUUCAUUUUGAAAAACAAAAAAACGUUUCUCAAAGAUAAAAGGAAAUGUUAUGUCUGCAUUAUACUAUAAGCAUAAGAUCUAUGGUUACAUUUCUGGGAAUAUAAAAUAUAUCCAGUGUGUCUGGUAGUGUUAAUUUUUUGCUUUCUAGCAGUGUUAAUAUUUCAGUUUCCAUACCAUUCAUACUGCUUAGAGAGGAUAGCAGCAAUAUAAAAAACAAACAAACUAAAAAUUCUCUUCCUUAAAACUGGCCAUUGAAACCCAAAAGGAAAAUCUUAACAGUGAUUUUAGAACAUGCACAAGCUUAGACACUAGGAUCAUAGUUGUGGGGCAGCUGCUAAGAAUUCUUUAAGUUCCCUGCUUUUUUUGACUAUGGUAAACAGAUGGAAAACAAGAGAACUGCCCCAAAUGCCAUGAUCCCUGUUUAUUUUCAUUAGGAAAUGAGAUCAGUAUGAUGAUUUUGUAUUUGUCAUUUAAUUUUAGGUCUCCUACAGAAUAAUGCAUUAAUAAUGAGAACACAUUACUUUAUGCCAGGUUUCCUCAACCUCAGCCCUCCAGAUGUUUUGAGACUACAAUUCCCAUCAUCCCUGACCACUGGUCCUGCUAGCUAGAGAUCAUGGGAGUUGUAGGCCAAAAACAUCUGGAGGGCUGAGGUUGAGGAAGCCUGCUUUAUACUAAUUAGUAAAAGCUUGUCUACUUGGACAUCCUUCGGAAACAUUAGUCAGGGCUUUCACUGAGAAACUAAAAUGGCCAAAACUAAGCAUUUGACCAAUGCCUUUAAACCAUAACCAAUUCAGAAAAGCAUUUCUUACUGUUUCAGUUUAGGUUGGUGGUUUUCUCACCUGUGACCACAGUUUUAGCAGAGUGCUCUAAAAGUGCUGUGAACUUCUCUGACUCAGAACGGCUUUUCCAUGUCACAAAACUGCAAAGUUCAACUUGAAACUCAUACCUCAUCAAGAUUAGCAUGCCUCCCCUUUCAAGGUGUGCAUAAACGAGUCCUCUUAUUCCUUGUUUGUGUUCAUUUGUAUCCGACUGUUGCCAUUUUCAGUGAGCCAAUAAUGGUAAUAUUUCUGGCUAGCAUUUACUCUUCUGUCUUCCUUUGCGUAGGCUUGUAGAGGAACAGAUCUUGAUUCUGGUAUUGAAACAGACAGUGGCACGGAUGAAAACACAUGUCAGAAAAUACCUGUAGAAGCCGACUUCCUAUAUGCCUAUUCAACUGCUCCUGGUAAGAUAAAUGAAUAAAAGAUGCAGCCUUGUGGUCAAAAUAAAUCGAUGGCUUGAUGGCUUUAUAACUUUUUAUUUAAUGCAUCUCCUAGUCCAGGGGUCAGCAAGCUUUUUCACCAGGGGGCUGGUCCACUGUCCCUCAGACCUUGUGGGGUGCCGGACUAUAAGACAUCCCCCCCACGACUCUCCCCUCCCUUCUCCACAGCACCGGACGAGCGCCUUGUGGCUGCUUACCUGUGUCUUGCGAGCGGCAGGGGCUGGUGGCGGUGGAGGGACGAUGAGUGGCGCACGAAAGGGGUCCGGAGAGGGGCUGCUUAAAAUGGUGGGCCGCUUGAGCACUGCUGCUGCUGGCAUCAAUAAAGCCCAGCCCCCUUCCUCCUCUAGGCAGGGUGGGAAGAAGCCAGUAGGAGGGCGGGAGGAGGCGGCGGCACCGUGUGAGGGAGAGGGAAAGAACACACGCGCUGGCGACCCACGCGGCGAUUCCCGGACCCUCCGCGGUCAGAAGGCAAUGUGGCCUGAUCCGGCCCACGGGCCUUAGUUUGUCGACCCAUGUCCUAGUCCAACAAAGGUGCCUAAAUACUUCUCCCUCCUUUUGUAAAACCAUUUCAUGUACAAAAAUGUUACUGGCCCAUCAACCCGCAUGCACUAGCUAGAUAGCCUAAGUGGAAAAUAUCGCCAAAUCAACAUGGCCAUGUAUGAAGAUGGUUUUUUAAUCUCAACACUUCUCUUGGGGAAUAUUUGAGACUAAGGGGCGGUAGGCUUAACAGCAGGACAAAUAAAAGUUGAAUGAGAUUAAUGUGAAGCCCUUUACUAAACUGAAUGAACACCCUUGUUCUGGGGCAAAGUUGUGGUGGUGUGAUUGUGACCUUAAUCAGUUUAAUAAAAGUAAGAUUCCUGCAUUGCAUGGACUAGAUGAUCCUGGGGUCCCUCCCAAUUUUGUAGUCUCAUUUUGAAGAACAUUAUAUUUUAUUCAAUUCAUUUUUUUUCUUAUAGGCUACUACUCUUGGAGGAACUCAUCAGAUGGCUCCUGGUUUAUACAAUCACUGUGCGGGAUGCUGAAACAGCAUGCUACAAAACUUGAACUUAUGCAAAUUCUGACACGUGUAAAUCGCAAGGUUGCAGAAUUCAGUUCUUAUUCAAACAGACCAGACUUCCACGGAAAGAAGCAGAUCCCUUGUAUUGUGUCUAUGCUCACAAAAGAUUUUUAUUUUCCUCACUAGCUUCCUACACUGUGAUGUGAAAGCUAGCAGAAGAGCACUAGCGUUUUAUAUCAUUUUUAACUCUUGACCCGAUGUCCAGUCUCUAAUACAUAGGUUGUAUUGAAAUGUUAUGACCUAUGGAGUGGAUUACUACAAUCACUAGAAUAGUGGGAUCACUUGCUAGUUCAGAAAUUCUAGUUUGGAAAAUGAAAAUAUAUGUAGAUUUGCAGUUAUGCUCUAACCUCAUUGCUAAAAUAGAUUGAAGGAAGAGAUCAACUAUUACUGUCAAAAUAAAGUAUCAGUUACCGCAGACUGAAGAGCAGUAAAAGGUUACUUUUAGUUAACUUUGGUAACUGUUGCAGCCCAAUCCUGGGGUUAUUUACCUGAAAGCAAACUGUUGAUAGAAAUGGUAUUUCCCCCCCCCCCCCCAGUCAAUACCAUUAGAAUUGGAGAAAUUAAUGUCAUGACACAAGAGUGCAGUUUUUCGAUAUGGCGUAAGGACUAAACUAUUAUCUUUCAUAUACAAUCAUGUAGCACAAUCAAACUUGUGAGGUAGUUCUUCAGCCUUUUAGAAAUGGCUAUAUGAAAUGCUUUUUGAGCCUUUUCAAAGCUUUUUGACCACUAUAGAAUACCUUAAGAUUUUUUUUUUUAAAAAAGAGGUGCUUUUUUUCUAAUAGAUGGCAAAUGGUUCUUGGAACGCUGAUCUUUACUGGAUCCAGGCCUUGAAGCAGUUUUGCAUGCUUACAUUCACAUUUCAGUUUAGGCAGGAGUGUUGUGCAAGUGGUAGUUUGUGAAGAGUAUAAAUUCAGCCUGCUCCUAAACACAUUUUUGUGGUUCUUAGUUUUAUUUAUAUAUUCUAUUUGAUGAUAAGAAGUAUAUGAAAAAUGCAUGUCCCAUUUCCCAAUCCUGAUUCUGAUUCCUAUUUUAAAAAGCAGCAUGUUUUAAAAUACUAAGACUUAGAAGCAAGUAUGUAAAAUAGAAGUUCAUCUUCAGCUCGAAGUAAAAUAUUUCUUCGGCCCUUUCUAGCAUGCAGAUUCUUAACUACUUUCUUCAUACAACUUUGUGUCCUGCCCGCAUUGGCUCAUUCUUAGCUUUCUUGAUAUGGCUCUUACAAGUCUGGGCUACGUGUCCCUGGUGACCUGUCCUUCCUUCCCCCUUUUUUUGAAGGUUGCUUCUAUUUUCAGCUUAUUACUCAGCUUUUUGUGCAGCUACAUUGUCUUUAUUAUUUUUUUAAGACAUCUGCCAUUUUUCUUUCUCAUCUGGAAUCGUUAGUGAUUGUGUCCUUAGUAACUCCUUUUUUAAAAAAACAACAACCCAACUUGUGCCUGUCUGGGGCUCUUUCCCCCAGUACUAUAUCUAGCUAUGGAAUCCCACCUAGUAUUUCUCUGAUACCAUGAAAAACAUCUUUCCUGAAAUGAAAGGUUCAAGUUUUGCUACACUUUCUUCCACCUUUCCAUAUGUAAUGUCAUCAUUACGUACAGUAGUUACUUUCCCCCCUGAAGUUCUCACCACUUCCCUGCUGGUUAAGAUCUAGUCAAGAAUAGCCAACCCCUCGCUGCUUCCUCCACAUUGUGAAAGAGAUGGUUUUCAGCAAGGCAUGUCAGAAAUUUGUUACAUGAUCUUUGCUUAGCAGAGUUUGUAUUCCCCCAGAUACCAGGGCAUUUGAAGCGUUAUUGCUUCUUUGAAACAUCUGUAAUUUGUUUCAGGACAUGUUUCCCCAAUCUUCCUUGGUAUUGCAGUCUGUAGUAUACUCCAACCAUGAUGUUUUGCUUCUCUUAUUUUUACCCAGGGCUUCCCACAGGGACUAUCAUGAUCACUAUCUGGGAUUACUUUCUAGGUGUGCACAUUUGAUAGGUAAUGCUAUUCACCCUCCUUCACUCAGUAUGAACUUCUGUAGAUUUCAAGUAGGCUUACAAAUAAGUAAGUACAGGCAACAUGGUAGUUAAUAAUUUAUGCUAAACCAUGGUUUUGCACAACACACACAAGCAGGUUCAGUGAGCCUUGUUUUUGCAAGCACUCCCUUUGCCCUCUUCACACAUGGUCAGGAGGAAGAGUUUAGAAGCUUUUGCUUCCAUUUUCGGUUAAUGGGUUUGUUGCAUCACUGAAUUGGCAACCUGUAGCUAAUGUUACUUAUGCCAACUUUCAAACCAUGGGUUACUAAGCUAGCUUGCAUUAAACUAUUCGUAGUUCAUGUCAAACACAAUUCUGGGUCUAGAUGGCACAGCAAACCGCAGCUAACUAAAAGUGGAAGAAAAAGCAUCUGAGCUCCUCUGCCAUGCAGGGAGCAUAUGAGCCAAGGCUUGCUGUGCCUGUGCAUGUUGUGCUCAAUAUUAACAUGAUAGUGAAUGUCUUCAGGCAUGGAUAAAAGCUUGUGUUAGUGAACUUGUGGUGCUUGCAAUACUCGGAGAAAUUAUUGUGAGUAUAACUGAGAUAGCUGUGCAUGUUUCAGGUUGAGACCUUUCAUCUUGAUCCAGAUGGGAGAUAAUGUGCAGAAAUAGGUUCUGCAUGCAUGUAAGAUUUGCCAACAGCAAAAUAGGAAAUGGGAGCAAGUGGGACAGAAUACAGCAUUCACUGGUGUAUGUGCAUAUCAUGGCUCUUUGGAAUAGAGUCGCAGAUCCACACUUCAAUGUUUCUUGAAGUUUUGGUGUCCUUAUUCAGCCAUGGGGGCUCCUGGAUUUGAUCCAUCCACCUACUCACCACUUGCUAAAUAACUCUGAACUUUGAGAAGCAAGCACAGCAGUGUGCUUCAAAUGGCAUAAUAUGCAAUAGUUUCUAUACAUUUGAAUUUAUCGUCAGCUAAAUAAAUCAGUUAAUUUAUUCAGAAGAGUUGACUAUGUCUCUUGCUUAGAGGCAUGAAUCUUUUAAAAAGAAUAAUACAGAGCAAUAUCUGAAACUACCCAUCAUUGCAAACAAGAUUUUUGGCAAAGGUUUAAAUUAUUAGAUAUGAUUAAUUUAUGCGUGUGACUGUGACUAUCUUAACUCCUGUAUGAAAACCUAAUAAACCAUGUGCAUUGUUUAACUAGC